UCCCAGCAAGCACCGCGCCCCGGGAAUUGUGGAGGGCGGAGCGGCAACAUGGCGGCGCCGGGAGCUGGCGAUCCUGUGGAUUCUAAGAGUGGAAAGGCCCCCGUGGCUCAGCGCAUCGACCCGACUCGGGAGAAACUGACUCCUGAGCAACUGCAAUUCAUGCGGCAGGUGCAGCUCGCCCAGUGGCAGAAGACGCUGCCACAGCGGCGGACCCGGAACAUCGUGACCGGCCUGGGCAUCGGGGCGCUCGUGUUGGCAAUUUAUGGUUACACCUUCUACUCGGUGUCCCAGGAGCGUUUCUUGGAUGAGCUGGAGGAUGAGGCCAAAGCUGCUCGAGCCCGAGCUCUGGAAAGGGCAUCAGGACACUGAUCCACAUGGGCAUGGUGCGUCUCCAACCUGCUGGAGCCCCUUCACACGAUGACUGAUACCCCGUGACUCGGUAGAAGUUGAAGCCUGCUCACAGCGUUGCUGGCCUUCUUACCAGUUUUGAACGAUGGUAGAGCCCAAGUAGCCACGGAUUGUGCAUUUGGCCAUUGUCAAGGGAACGUGCCCACCUUCCAGUGUGUGUGGACACUGACUCCUAGUUUGUUUCCUUGUUUGAGGUGUCCGACCUUGACCUUGACUUUUCCCAGUUUUUUUCACUUUGUUGUUUAACCCCUUCUCCUCCCAGGUGCUGGCAGGGAGGUCAGAGUAGAAGAGGUGGGCUCUUAUGGGGGUGGGUGUGGCAGCUCUGCAAUGUUGGAGCCUAAGGUGGAAGAUGGGGUCAGGUUGAGAAUAAUAAACUGAGUCAUCUCUCUGA
Phacochoerus africanus (Common warthog) is the source of this 799-nucleotide messenger RNA. RefSeq names its product cytochrome c oxidase assembly factor 3 homolog, mitochondrial. The transcript is spliced from 2 exons. Gene Ontology annotation, biological process: mitochondrial respiratory chain complex IV assembly. Lineage: Eukaryota; Metazoa; Chordata; Mammalia; Artiodactyla; Suidae. The record is from RefSeq and is a predicted model, not a curated record. The coding region runs from base 49 to 369 and encodes 106 amino acids. Gene Ontology annotation, cellular component: mitochondrial inner membrane.